CAUCUUUCAGACAUAAAAUCUUUCUUGCCUGCAUCGACUGGCAUGUAGGCAGAGUCUCCAAUGGCUUCCCGCGUGCCCUUAAGGGCCCUCGCACGCUCCAUCCACCACGGUCCUCGGCGGAAAGUGGACGUGUCGCAACAAUGUCGCGUGCAACGACAAGCCGUGUCAACAUACACCUCUCCCUUCCAAGCUUCUCAGAUCUCCAUCGUGCAGUCCGCGGUCGACACGAACAGCGAGCGAUACCGUGAGAAUGCGGCCUCGAUGGGCGAGUAUGUGGAUCGCCUCACCACGCUGCACGCGCAAGCUGCACAAGGCGGAUCGGAGAAGUCAAGACAGAGGCAUACGGGUCGGGGCAAGAUGCUCGUGCGAGAUCGCAUCACGGCCCUGAUCGACCCUGGCACGAGCUUCCUCGAGCUUAGUGCUUUGGCGGGAUAUGAAUUGUACCCUGGCGAGGACGUGCUUGGAGGGGCCAUGGUGACUGGCAUUGGCACGGUGGAAGGGGUGAUGUGCAUGAUUGUCGCCAACGACGCUACAGUCAAGGGAGGCACUUACUACCCCAUCACCGUGAAAAAGAGUUUGAGAGCUCAGGAAAUCGCUCAGCAAAACCGACUGCCUUGCAUCUACCUCGUGGACUCUGGUGGUGCCAACCUGCCGCAUCAGUCUGACGUCUUCCCGGAUCGUGAUCACUUUGGUCGAAACUUCUACAAUCAAGCGCGGAUGAGCAUGAUGGGCAUCCCCCAGAUUUCCGUCGUUAUGGGUCCUUGCACGGCAGGCGGUGCUUACGUGCCUGCCAUGAGCGACGAGAGCAUCAUCGUGCGCGAACAAGGCACCGUCUUCCUCGGCGGCCCGCCUCUCGUGAAAGCUGCUACGGGUGAGGAAGUCACAGCAGAGGAGCUAGGCGGCGGCAAACUGCACUCCGAAAUCUCCGGUGUCACCGAUUACCUCGCCGUCGAUGAUGCCCACUCCAUCGUGCUCGCCCGACGAAGCGUCAAGAACCUCAACUACCCCACCACUCCCAACCCCUCGCAAAAGCCCACCUGGACCGAACCUGUGCACGAUCCGGAAGAACUGGGCGGAAUUGUCGGCACCAACCUCAAACUCUCCAUUCCAAUGCCCGAAGUAAUCGCGCGCAUCGUCGACGGCAGCGAAUUCUCCGAGUUCAAGCCGGGCUACGGCAGCACGCUGCUGACGGGCUUUGCAACAAUCUACGGCCAUCCCGUCGGCAUCAUCGCGAACAACGGCAUCCUCUUCUCCGAAAGCAGCUUGAAGGGAGCGCACUUUAUUGAACUCUGCUGCCAGCGUAACAUCCCGCUCGUCUUCCUGCAGAACAUCAGCGGCUUCAUGGUUGGCCAGGAUGCGGAGAAGGGCGGGAUUGCGAAGAACGGGGCGAAGCUGGUCAUGGCCGUGGCGUGUGCCGAAGUACCCAAGUUUACCGUCAUCGUCGGCGCCUCGUCCGGGGCGGGCAACUACGGCAUGUGCGGUCGCAGCUACAGCCCGCGCUUCUUGUGGACGUGGCCUUCGGCCAAGACGUCCGUCAUGGGACCUGACCAGUUGACGUCGGUGAUGGAGGCGGUGGGCAAGAAUGUCGACACGGGCUUGCGAGACCGGAUUGAGAGAGAGAGUGAUGCGUUGUUCUCCACGGCGCGGAUUUGGGACGACGGCAUCAUCCCGCCGAGUCACACGCGCCGUGUGCUGGGCAUGGGACUGCAGGCUGCGUUGGGAGGCAGUGUAGAGAAGAAGGAGACGAAGUUUGGAGUGUUUAGAAUGUAGGAGGAAGGGGCAUGAUUGCAUUGCAUUCUGUAUAUCUCUGUCUCCCUUGCGACCACAUGUAUGCCUCGGUUGGGUAGUUUGCAUCACUGUAGAACAUGACAAGUGGCAACCAUGUUCUUGACGAAGAAGAUGUGCAAUUCAUACCUUCAGGUUGACAGCUGGAACUCAUGUCAGGCAGAGUGGAGCAAGCGAGGAUCGGCCCAAAGCGGACUGGUCCGUGUGGGCUGGCGGACAGCUUGCUUCCCGACGAGGCCUUAGCGUGGCCCAAGACCAUGGCCCAUGGUUGAAGCCGGACAGACUAACGAGGCACGAGGCUGUGAUUCGCGGAAUUCCCUCGCCGCCGGUGCGCGGGCGGCAGUGCAGCUCUUGCAGCCGAAGCAGCGAGGCGAGCAUGGCGUGCAGCGGGCGCGCAUGGGGG
Molecule: messenger RNA, 2188 nt
Organism: Neohortaea acidophila
Lineage: Eukaryota; Fungi; Ascomycota; Dothideomycetes; Mycosphaerellales; Teratosphaeriaceae
Product: carboxyl transferase
Exons: 1
Coding region: 61-1770 (569 amino acids)
Biological process (GO): L-leucine catabolic process
Cellular component (GO): methylcrotonoyl-CoA carboxylase complex; mitochondrion
Molecular function (GO): methylcrotonoyl-CoA carboxylase activity
Source: RefSeq, a predicted model, not a curated record